AUGUCUAAUCAGAGCUACAAGCAACAAAAGGAGGACUUUGUGUCCAACCACUCGGGUGGUUCCGUGGCAGAGAUAGCUGCCGUUACGGCCGUUGCACCAGUUGCUAUUCUGCUAUGGUCUGCCCUUCAAUCUCGCCAGUCCUUCUUCAGACCAUACACGCCGCUCUCGUGUGCCGUCGACUUCUCCCUCUGCGUGGGCACAUUCCUCCUCUCGACGACGCUCUACGCCAGCACGCCCCUUCUCCUGAUUCUCUUCCUCCUCGCGCCCCUGGCAUCCGUGUACAUGCUCCCUGCGCCGACGGCACGCAAGAAGAGGCCCAUCGUCCCGAAACAUGUCAACCACACGGCGCCGCAUCUGGAUGUCUUGCCCGCCAAGCCUUUCCUCACGUCGUACCGCGGCGCGAUGAUGGUGAUGACGUGCGUGAGCAUACUGGCCGUUGACUUUCGCCUGUUUCCCCGCCGUUUCGCAAAGGUAGAGACGUGGGGGACGAGUCUGAUGGACAUGGGCGUGGGGUCGUUUGUCUUCACGGCGGGCGUGGUGGCCGCGAGGCCGGUCUUGAGGGAACGAGCGUCGGGGAAGAGCGUGUCACUGGCCAGGCGCCUCAUCUACUCGGCAAGGCACUCGGCACCGCUGCUGGUGCUGGGCGUCGCUCGCCUCCUCAGCGUCAAGGGGCUCGACUACGCAGAACACGUCACCGAGUACGGCGUCCACUGGAACUUCUUCUUCACGCUGGGACUCCUGCCGCCCUUUGUGGCCACCUUCCAGGCCGUCCUGCGUUAUGUUCCCUCGCACGCGGCGCUCGCGCUCCUCGUCGGCGGUGCGUACGAGGUGCUCCUCGGAACCACCACGUUGAAGGCGUACGUGCUCGCCGCUCCACGCACAGACCUGCUCUCCAUGAACCGCGAAGGCCUGUUCAGCUUCUUGGGCUACCUGGCCAUUUUCCUGGCUGGCCAGGACCUGGGCAUGUUCAUCAUCCCCCGCGCCAUCAACCCGCGCAGCCAGGCCGCGCCCGGAACCCAGCGCAACACGCUGCUCAUGGCCAUUGCCGUCUGGGCUGCCAUUUGGUCUGCGCUGUACCAUGUCUGCACGAGCCACUCGUUCGGCCUGGGCCUCGGCGUCUCCCGCCGUCUCGCAAACCUCCCCUACGUGCUGUGGGUGGCGUCUUUCAACACCAUCCAGAUCUUUGCGUGCUGUCUCAUCGACACCGUUUUCUUCCCGGCAACGUACAGUGCCACGGAUGGCAGGACGGAGAGGGAGGCGAAUGAGUUUGCGACGAGCAGGGUUCUCAAGGCCUUCAACAGGAACGGCCUGGCCGUGUUCUUGCUGGCCAAUCUGCUCACGGGACUGGUGAACAUGACCAUCAGAACGAUAGAUGUCGGCCCGGUGGUCGCCAUGGCCGUCCUGUUGGGUUACAUGGGUGUCGUGACGGGCUUUGCUGUCGUCUUGGACGUGUAUGAUAUUUCCAUAAAGCUGUAG
Metarhizium album ARSEF 1941 is the source of this 1476-nucleotide messenger RNA. RefSeq names its product GPI-anchored wall transfer protein. Bases 1 to 1476 code for a protein of 491 amino acids. Gene Ontology annotation, cellular component: endoplasmic reticulum; membrane. The record is from RefSeq and is a predicted model, not a curated record. NCBI's taxonomy places the organism in Eukaryota, Fungi, Ascomycota, Sordariomycetes, Hypocreales, Clavicipitaceae. Gene Ontology annotation, biological process: protein localization to plasma membrane; GPI anchor biosynthetic process. Gene Ontology annotation, molecular function: glucosaminyl-phosphatidylinositol O-acyltransferase activity. The transcript is spliced from 2 exons.